Molecule: messenger RNA, 483 nt
Organism: Phytophthora sojae
Lineage: Eukaryota; Oomycota; Peronosporomycetes; Peronosporales; Peronosporaceae
Exons: 2
Coding region: 1-483 (160 amino acids)
Source: RefSeq, a predicted model, not a curated record
AUGGCGCUGUUGUACGGCAAAAGUCCGUCACUUCCAGACAAAGACCCAACAAUUACGAUCAAGAGUGAGCAACCGAAGACGGAAGCGAAGUUGGCUGAUGAUGAGCGCUCGGCAGAGAGUGGUGAUCAAUAUGUCACCGUGGCUUGUGUUAGCGACGACCACACUGAUCUUGACGCGAUCCCACUGAACUCGCCUCUGGUUAUGGUUUCUUCGACCGGAUCCACGCUCAACAUGUCGAGCACAGGUUCCUGCUUUGUGGAAUUGGGCUACAACGAGGAGGACGAAGGGCUGGUUACGAUUCGAAGCGCCGCCGACAGGUCUAAGUACCUGGUUCUGAACGCAUAUCUGCAGUGCGUGUUCGGUAGUGCGGAAUUUGCGCUCAAGUUCAAGAUGAAGCUGUCUCCAGCAGGGCGACUGGUGCUGGUGGAGCAUUUAACUGGAUCUCACAACGUCGGGAGUGCAGAAGACGGAAUAUUCCCCUGA